Suillus paluster is the source of this 480-nucleotide messenger RNA. RefSeq lists its product as uncharacterized. The transcript is spliced from 2 exons. The coding region runs from base 1 to 480 and encodes 159 amino acids. The record is from RefSeq and is a predicted model, not a curated record. Lineage: Eukaryota; Fungi; Basidiomycota; Agaricomycetes; Boletales; Suillaceae.
AUGCAUUCUCCUGAUCCAGGUUCACCGAUCUCAACAGAUUCAUCUGGUUCACCUCCACCUGAUGACUUCCAGUUUCCGCAAAGUGGCGCGAGUGCACGCGAUUCUCACACAUCGUUCCUCCAAUCCGCAACGACCCACAUGUUGGGAAACAUCGCGUCGAUGAUGCCUAGCCCUAGUUCUAAGCGUCGUCUACCAGGCGGUUCUUCCUUCGAUGGUCCUUCUCCACGGAGAGACGCAAAGACGAGGAGACGAGAGGAUGCAAUGAGCAUGAUGGGGAAUUCUCGCCGAAUAACUGAAAGUCAGGGUCAAAGUGCAGGUGGAAGUAGCUUUGGACCGACUGCAAGUAAUGCCUGGGGAGCAAAGAGUGAGCACGGGAGCAGGCGUGAUAAGGAAGACCUUGUUGACGUUGCAUUGGCGGAGCAACUUAGAAAAGAAUUUGGAGAUCCAUUCUUGGAGACAGCAAUCAAGAACCUCAGCUGA